GGCACGUUGUAUUCAAGACGUACUCUAUGUCCAAACACAAACACCAUUUUAAAGCGUUAUUUGGUUGAGGUUAAGAAUAAAAAGGAUGCAACACCCAUUCGACAUACCGUCAGCAGACUGCAGGAUUGACGGACUACCAAGACAAUGAAGCUCGUGCUCGUGCUGGCGGCGCUGGUGCAGCUUGGGGAAUGUGGGAAAACACAAACAAACCCCACGAUAGGCAAUAACGGAGCCAGCACCAAUUGUGAAGACAGUUCGCUUUCCCUCAACAUUGACGGGAACCCGGAGAUGAACUACAACCUGAAGAAAUGCACGAGCUCGAAGGGUGGUCUUGAUCAAAGUUGGUGGAAACUGGACAUGCAUCAGGAGGUUCAAGUCUACGCUGUGAAUAUAAUGUUCCAGAGCGAUAAUAUAUACAAACACACAUUUUCUACUAAAGUCCACAUUGGAAUAAAUUCCGACUUCGUGACCGGAUAUGCGAAGUGCAAAACUCUCAAGAAGACUGCCCAAAGCACUGUGGUGACAUUUAACUGUAAAGGAGUGAAGGGAUGCUACAUCUCCAUCAACUCCACAUCCUAUGCUCCGUUGAGUUUAAGCGAGGUUAAAGUCUCCACUACUCCCCUCUUGCAAAAUGAAAUGAGCGUGGCGUACGGGGAGGCGAUGCAGUCGAGCACAGUCGGGCCCGACCACAAAGCGUCCAAAGCCAUCGACGCUACCAACGGCACCAACUUCUGCAGUGGGAUGUGCAGCGCCACCAGCUACGAGUGGGAGCCCUGGUUCUGCAUCGAGCUUGACGACGUGUACACGGUGGACGCCGUCAGGAUCACCAAUCGAGACGACGCGGAGGGCAUUCGUCUCUUUGGAGCGCACAUUAAAGUGGGAGAAUCGUCCAAUCACAACGAUAAUGCCCUAUGCGCAAAAGACAUUUUGUGACUCCGGGCCAAUCGGCGCGCUUCCCGUGUGAAUCACAGCGGGGCCAAUACGUCUUCAUCGUCAUCCCUGGGAGGAAGGACUCGCUGAGUCUGUGUCAGGUUAAGCUCGACGUGUGGGAUGAUGGCUCUCACGUGAACGUGGUAUACUAGCCCGAAUAUUCAUACAAAAGUGAUUACUGGGCGACAUUACUGGUACAUCAGGUGUAUACAAUCAUGGUUGGCAUUGCCCGUCCCAGUGAUGUCAAAGAAUAAACUAAAGUCGUGUCCAGUUGAUUAUAAACUAUAACAAUAAGGUACUUCGUAAUACAUUUUGGGUCAGAUUGCGGAAAUAAAAUGUAUGUCUUACACCAUCCUCCACCCUUACCCCGCAUCUCGGAUUAGCGCGGUUGGCCAUGUACGGUGCAAAAGAAGUUCAACACACA
Messenger RNA from Lethenteron reissneri (Far Eastern brook lamprey), 1354 nucleotides. RefSeq lists its product as uncharacterized. The record is from RefSeq and is a predicted model, not a curated record. Lineage: Eukaryota; Metazoa; Chordata; Hyperoartia; Petromyzontiformes; Petromyzontidae.